This is a messenger RNA of Marmota flaviventris (yellow-bellied marmot), 3262 nucleotides long. It is a transcript of the gene Carm1, whose product is annotated as coactivator associated arginine methyltransferase 1. Gene Ontology annotation, biological process: peptidyl-arginine methylation, to asymmetrical-dimethyl arginine; chromatin remodeling. The record is from RefSeq and is a predicted model, not a curated record. Gene Ontology annotation, molecular function: histone H3R2 methyltransferase activity. NCBI's taxonomy places the organism in Eukaryota, Metazoa, Chordata, Mammalia, Rodentia, Sciuridae.
CGGCGGCAGCGGCGGCGGCCUGGGCCCGGGCGCGGCGGCGGUGGCGGCGGCGGCGGCAGGCCCUGGAGCCGGAUCUAAGAUGGCAGCGGCGGCUGCGGCGGUGGGGCCGGGCGCGGGCGGCGCGGGGGCGGCGGUCUCAGGAGGCGCGGGGCCCUGCGCGACAGUGUCCGUGUUCCCCGGCGCCCGCCUCCUCACCAUAGGCGACGCGAACGGCGAGAUCCAGCGGCACGCGGAGCAGCAGGCGCUGCGCCUCGAGGUGCGCGCCGGCCCGGACGCGGCGGGCAUCGCCCUCUACAGCCAUGAAGAUGUGUGUGUGUUUAAGUGCUCAGUGUCCCGAGAGACAGAGUGCAGCCGCGUGGGCAAGCAGUCCUUCAUCAUCACCCUGGGCUGCAACAGUGUUCUCAUCCAGUUCGCCACACCGAGCGAUUUCUGUUCUUUCUACAACAUCCUGAAAACCUGUCGGGGGCACACCCUGGAACGGUCGGUAUUCAGCGAGCGGACGGAGGAGUCCUCAGCUGUGCAGUACUUUCAGUUUUAUGGCUACCUGUCACAGCAGCAGAACAUGAUGCAGGACUAUGUGCGGACAGGCACUUACCAGCGUGCAAUCCUGCAGAACCACACUGACUUCAAGGACAAGAUCGUUCUUGAUGUUGGAUGUGGCUCUGGGAUCCUGUCAUUUUUCGCUGCCCAAGCUGGAGCCAGGAAAAUCUAUGCAGUGGAGGCGAGCACCAUGGCCCAGCAUGCUGAGGUUUUGGUGAAGAGUAACAACCUGACCGACCGUAUCAUUGUCAUACCUGGCAAGGUAGAGGAGGUCUCCCUCCCUGAACAAGUGGACAUCAUCAUCUCAGAGCCCAUGGGCUACAUGCUCUUUAAUGAGCGCAUGCUCGAGAGCUACCUCCAUGCCAAGAAGUACCUGAAGCCCAGCGGAAACAUGUUCCCCACCAUUGGUGACGUCCACCUCGCACCCUUCACGGAUGAACAGCUCUACAUGGAGCAGUUCACCAAGGCCAACUUCUGGUACCAGCCAUCAUUUCACGGAGUAGACCUGUCAGCCCUCCGAGGCGCUGCUGUGGAUGAAUAUUUCCGCCAGCCUGUAGUGGACACAUUUGACAUCCGGAUCCUGAUGGCCAAGUCUGUCAAGUACACAGUGAACUUCUUAGAAGCCAAAGAAGGAGAUUUGCACAGGAUAGAAAUCCCAUUCAAAUUCCACAUGCUGCAUUCAGGGCUGGUCCACGGCCUGGCUUUCUGGUUUGACGUUGCUUUCAUCGGCUCUAUAAUGACCGUGUGGCUAUCCACUGCCCCAACGGAACCCCUGACCCACUGGUACCAGGUCCGGUGCCUAUUCCAGUCACCACUCUUUGCCAAGGCUGGGGACACACUAUCAGGGACAUGUCUGCUUAUUGCCAACAAAAGACAGAGCUAUGACAUCAGUAUUGUGGCCCAGGUGGACCAGACAGGCUCCAAAUCCAGUAACCUCCUGGAUCUAAAGAACCCCUUCUUCAGAUACACAGGAACGACUCCCUCACCCCCACCUGGCUCGCACUACACCUCUCCCUCUGAAAACAUGUGGAACACGGGCAGCACCUACAACCUUAGCAGCGGGAUGGCUGUGGCAGGGAUGCCAACUGCCUAUGACCUGAGCAGUGUUAUUGCCGGCGGCUCCAGUGUGGGCCACAACAACUUGAUUCCUUUAGCCAACACAGGGAUUGUCAAUCACACCCACUCCCGGAUGGGCUCCAUAAUGAGCACGGGGAUUGUCCAAGGCUCCUCAGGUGCCCAGGGCGGCGGCGGCAGCGGCUCCAGUGCCCACUAUGCAGUCAACAGCCAGUUCACCAUGGGUGGUCCUGCCAUCUCCAUGGCCUCGCCCAUGUCCAUCCCGACCAACACCAUGCACUACGGGAGCUAGGCACUCUGCCCUGACAGACUGACAGCACCAGGAAACCAAAUGAAGCCCCCGCCCAGCACCUUCGCCCGGGCGGCUGUCCCCUUGUACUGGAGAAGCCCAAACAUCCCGUCACAGCCCUCUUUGCUAUGGGAACUUGGACACUUUUUUUACACGAUGUUGCCGCUGACCCUACCUGACCCUGCCCACACCUUGGCCCUGAGCGAGUGUCGCUGCCACAUUUUACACAAGAUCAUGUCAGGGGAGCCUUUGUCCCCCUCCAGCCCUCUUCACUCUGACCUGGCUUUGACAUCUGCUGUAACAGGCGUGUUGGGGCCAGCAGCUGCACCCUGGUUGGGCAGGAGGAGGGAAGCAGCUGCCACAAUGGCCCAGGCUGCCCUGCCCCACCAGGCCCCCAGCCCCUGCCCCCAUCACCUGUCUCCAGUGGGAAGGCAGCCCAGCUGGGCAGGACCUCUCCUUCAACUACCAGGCCAUCAUGGUCACCAUGGGCGUGACAUGCUGCUUUUUUUAAUUUUAUUUUUUUACGAAAAGAACCAGUGUCAAUCCACAGACCCUCUGAGAAACCCGGCUGGCCGGGCCCAGCCAGCAGCCCCUCUCCCCAGGCUCAGAGGUUCAGUGGUGGGGGCAACCCUGGGCCAGGCCUCAGGCCCCUCCCCACCAAAGGGUUCACCUCACUUGAAUGUACAACCCACCCCAGCUGUCUGAAGGCCCUCCGUCCUCUGCCCCUGCCUCUUGCUGCUGUUCUGUCCUUGAGCCCCUGCAGGUCCCCCCUCAGCCUCCACCAAAAGCUGGAAUAGGCAGCCUGGAGGGAAGGUCAUUGUGGGUUGCUUCAGACAGACAGAAGCCUCAAGGAUCUGUCAGAGAAGGCGUCCUUUUCCCUUGUAGCUAACAUUAGGCCUGUGUAUUUCCCCUCCAGACUCAUAGAUAAUCCAGUCCCUACCAUCAUGAUGGCAUUUUGGUCCUUCUCCAUCCUGGGAAAGGACCUUGAAGGGACUUCUCCCUCCAAAAAAGAAAGCAAACAAAAUAAACAAGGAAAUGUAUGUUUCAGCACAGGCAAUUUUCUUCUACUUCUGCUCCCCUUGUUCCUAGCACCCCCAACCUCAGAAGCUGGAGCUCAGGCUAGGCCUCACACCCACUCUGUGCCCCCAGGCUGCCCUUCUUCCUGUCCUUGGCAGAGCUGUCAGGGAAAGCAUAAGGCCCACUGGCAGGCUGGAGGGCUUGGGAGUCCAGUCCUGUCCUGCAGCUGUGUUGCCUGAGCCACCUUGGAAGCUCCCUGCUCAGCUGCCCCUCCCCCACCUUUAUAUGAAUUCUCUGGAUCACCUUUGCAUAGAAAAUAAAAGUGUUUGCUUUGUAAGAAAA